Molecule: messenger RNA, 2465 nt
Organism: Osmerus eperlanus (European smelt)
Lineage: Eukaryota; Metazoa; Chordata; Actinopteri; Osmeriformes; Osmeridae
Gene: tal1
Product: T-cell acute lymphocytic leukemia 1
Exons: 4
Coding region: 255-1298 (347 amino acids)
Biological process (GO): regulation of transcription by RNA polymerase II
Molecular function (GO): DNA-binding transcription factor activity, RNA polymerase II-specific; protein dimerization activity; RNA polymerase II cis-regulatory region sequence-specific DNA binding
Source: RefSeq, a predicted model, not a curated record
CUGGACAUGAUGUGGAAUAAUCUAGACCUCACUUCCCAGCUCCAAACAGCACUUCAGUGAAUCUAAAACCUCGGACAUGGAUGACCAUCGACAAAAUGGCUCCACACAUACUCCUUCAACAACAUUCAAGCAACGGUGACAAUCUGGAAUAGUAGGGUAGCUGUAACACUGGACAAGAGGAAUUUGGCUUUAUUCUUGUAGUAAACCAUUGCUCUUAAAAGUUUACGCACAUAGGCAAAUCGAAAACAGCAGAAAUGAUGGACAAACUGAAACCAGAGAAGAGGCCGCGCACUCCGUCGGACGAGAAGGAGUUAUCAUGGCACGACAGCCCAACUUCCACAAUGGGUCGUGUCAGCGCUGAGGGGCUGGCGGGUGAGACACAGGAAAACACGACGGCAGCUUCGGUGGAAUCUGCUGUGAGUGAGCGGAAAGGGGAAUAUGUCCCCGGGGAGCACUGCAACGGGACUGUCAUCAUUAAUGGCGUUACCAAGGAAACGGCUUACCACGCCAGCGACCUAAAAAAGGAAGUGCCGGUUAUCGAAUUGGCCAGGAGAGGAGGGAGUGCAGAUAUAAAAGCCAGGGAGCAGACGGCACACAGCAUCCAUAAGGUGCAGACCACCGAGCUGUGCAGACCACCGAUACCUCUGCCUUUACCGCCCCGGGACCCUCUGAGCGACACUCGAAUGGUGCAGUUGAGUCCACCCGCGUUCCCUCUCCCUGCACGAGCAAUGCUGUACAGUAAUCUUGCGCAACCGCUCGCCACCAUGAACAGUGGCUACAGUGGCGAACCGGAACAGUACGGCAUGUACCCCAGCAACAGGAUGAAACGUCGACCUGCUCCAUAUGAGGUUGAAAUCAACGACGGCUCGCAGCCCAAAAUCGUGCGUCGGAUCUUCACCAACAGCCGCGAACGCUGGCGACAGCAGAAUGUGAACGGGGCGUUCGCCGAGCUCCGCAAGCUCAUCCCAACCCACCCUCCGGACAAGAAGCUCAGCAAGAACGAGAUCCUCCGAUUGGCUAUGAAGUACAUCAACUUCCUGGCCAAGCUGCUGAGCGACCAGGAUGAUGUGCUGGGGGGCGUGGACGGCCCGCCGGGGCCCCGGGUCCUCGAGGGCCGGGACGAGAUGCUCCAGGGCAUGCUGUCCCCCGACUCUAGCUGUGGGAGCCUGCUGGAUGGGGACGCCAGUCCGGAUAGUUUCACCGAGGACCAUGACUCGUCUGUGGAGACUCACCUGCCCGCCGCCAGAGGCCUCCACAAUCCCUCCAGAAUACACCUGGAAGGAGGCAACCAGAGAUGAUCCGCCAUUUUGGAUCUGGAGAGGACAAAGGCCGGGGAGAAGAGGACAAGUGGAGGAGGGCUCGGCUGGACUACUGUUGUGAGGGUUUGGUAUUUGGAAGUGGAUGAACAUCCACAGUUUUGCAAAUUCUCUGAGUUUGAUGGCUGUUUUGAGGCCAGAGGAGAGAUUGUUCUCUGUUGCUUGUCUCUGCUGCUGUUGUAAGUAGCUGAUGGAUUGUGAUUUGUGGAAGUCACACCUGAAAGAACAAAAAAGGAUUUCAGAAAAUGUUUAAAUGGAGAUGUGCAUAAAGAGAAAAUAUUAUAUUUCGAAAAAGGCAUGGGGUACAGUAUGGUGCCUUGCCAUACAACAAUAUUGUAUUAUUUAAGGUACACUGCCCUGAUUUAAGAACAAACUUUUUGCUCAAAUGUAAACUGUUCGGUUUUCUCCUUUGUCACCUCAAAUCUUACGUGGUUGUCCAUUUAAUUCAUUGAAUGUUGGGCCAGAAACAAUAAUAUUGAUCAAAAAUGAUGUUAUACCUUCAGAGAGCAGCAGUUAGAUAACUGGUAGAUAACUGGUAGAAGACCUCCAUAUGACUGUUUCUGCUGUGAGAGUUAAAGGCAUUUGAACAUUUGAAAGUGUACAAGGUAAUGUGAUAUUCACAGAGACUGUAUGGUUAUUACAAUAAUAGUAUGUCUCGUUUAGGAAAAUGUUCAUGUAAAAGGCACACACACAAUAAUAUUUGUCUGUUUAGACAUUAAGUGAGAGUUGCUUGCAAUAGAAAAGGUACAAGUAUUCUACCCCAUGUGUACAUACACAACAGUCCUGUAAAUCUCAAAUGGAACAAACGUUAAUUUUGUACUUCUUUUCUCGACGUGUGACUAAGGUACAUAGAUUACUAUGUUUUCUUCUUUUAUUGUUUCCUCAUCUCUAGAUUCUAGAAUUAUAUUAAAUUGUAUAAGUGUUUUAUCACUGUAUGAACACGAUGGAAUUCUGCUUCCUCAGCAGAAUAUUGAGUAACCACAAUUGGUACCUUUAAUUCUUGUAUGUCAUCAAAAACAUUUUAUUAUUUUAUUGUGAUGAUUGGUAGAUAAAUCUUUGUUUCGGUGAUGAAUAUAUCUAUAAAUACUUGCAGCAUUAUAUCACAGAUUUUUUAAAUAAAAUCACUAAAUAAAAAGAAUGAAAACUAUU